AAUUUUAAAAUAUUUUCUUAAAGCCGUCCCAAUUCAAUGAAUUCGUAACACUAACUACCACAAAAAAUAGCUGGACCAUUCCUUUGCUCCGCACAGCCCCAAAGUCACAAACACAGAUUACUUUGAUUUGAAGUUUAAUCCUUUUGUUGCAAUGGCAGAGAAGAGCAAGAUCCUAGUCCUUGGAGGAACAGGUUACAUUGGAAAAUUCAUAGUUGAGGCAAGUGUAAAAGAAGGGCACCCCACGUUUGCUUUGGUUAGGGAGAGCACGGUCUCUCAUCCUGACAAGUCAAAGCUUAUUGAAUCCUUCAAGAGCCAAGGAGUUACCCUGCUUUAUGGUGAUCUUACUGAUCAUGAAAGCCUUGUUAAGGCAAUCAAGCAAGUUGAUGUUGUGAUCUCCACUGUAGGUGGACCACAGAUUGAUGACCAGCUGAAGCUUAUAGCAGCAAUCAAAGAAGCUGGAAACAUCAAGAGGUUCCUCCCAUCUGAAUUUGGGCUGGACGUUGACCGUCAUCAUGCAGUUGAGCCUGUGGUUAGCUUUUUUGAGCAAAAAGUGAAAAUCCGGAGGGCAGUUGAAGCUGCAGGAAUUCCUUAUACUUAUGUCUCUUCUAAUGCCUUUGCUGGAUUUUUUUUGCCUACACUGUGGCAACAAAAUGUCACAGCCCCUCCACGCGACAUGGUAGUCAUUCUUGGAGAUGGAGAUGUCAAAGGAGUUUAUGUGAAGGAGGAAGAUGUUGGGACUUACACCAUCAAAGCUGUGGAUGAUCCAAGAACAUUGAACAAAAUCCUGUACCUGAGACCCCCUGCCAAUGUUUUGUCUUUCAAUGAGCUUGUCUCAUUGUGGGAGAACAAGAUUAAGAGUACCAUUGACAAAACUUAUGUCCCAGAGGAUCAACUUCUUAAGAGUAUUCAGGAGUCUCCUUUCCCUGCCAACUUGGAGUUGGCAUUAGGCCACUCAAUGUUGGUAAAGGGUGAUGCUACAAACUUUGUGAUUGAUUCUUCUUUCGGUGAGGAAGCUUCUGAACUUUAUCCUGACGUGAAAUACACCAGUGUUGGCGACUAUUUGAAUCAAUUCAUCUGAAAUUUGAGGAAUCUGUUUCUACCUCUGCUUCACCGAAGUCAAUAAAACCUUAGCAUCCACUGUGUAAAUUUUUCUAUUAGUCACUCAUGUGUCUGUAUUAUCAUCCGAAGAACCCUUUCACGUGUCAUGUACUGAUUUUAACUCAUCAUUUUGUUAUUUAAGAAUAAAUUAAAAGUGAUAUGAUGUUUUUUCUUGAA
This is a messenger RNA of Lotus japonicus, 1275 nucleotides long. Its product is annotated as isoflavone reductase-like protein. Gene Ontology annotation, molecular function: oxidoreductase activity. The record is from RefSeq and is a predicted model, not a curated record. The transcript is spliced from 5 exons. Bases 152 to 1078 code for a protein of 308 amino acids. NCBI's taxonomy places the organism in Eukaryota, Viridiplantae, Streptophyta, Magnoliopsida, Fabales, Fabaceae.